AUGGCCGAAGGACUAGCAGAAGGAAGCCACCUACCAGGCCCAAGGAUAUCUCGAGUCUACGGCGAAUGGGCAAACGGCGGAUGGGGUGCUCUUCUCACUGGAAACGUACAGGUCGAUGUUCGUCACCUAGGAGGCAAUGGCGAUCUAGCCACGAGUGAGUCUCAUGAAAACGAUCACCAUUCAAUGGAUACAUGGAGGCUAUACGCAGAAAGCUGUCAAAAACACGGCACCCCUGCCAUCGCUCAAAUAUGCCAUCCAGGCCGGCAGUCGCCGAGAGGGGCCGGAGAACGAGGCUUCUUCGAAAGAACGAUCGCUCCAAGCGAAGUGCCACUUGAUGUAGGAAGUGGUUGGGUCGCGAAUGCUAUCAGGGAUCUUAUUUUCGGGGUCCCAAAGGCAAUGUCGCGCUCUGAUAUAGACCGUGUGAUUGCCCAGUUUGUAACAUGUGCUCGCAUUCUCGCUCGUUGUGGCUUUUCUGGAAUCGAGAUUCACGCGGCGCAUGGUUACCUUUUGUCGCAAUUUCUCUCACCCCGAAGCAACAUCCGUCAAGAUGAAUAUGGCGGCAGCGCAGAGCGGCGAGCGCGUAUUGUCCUCGAGAUCAUCCAACAAAUUCGAAAUGCCGUUCCUGCAACCUUUUGCAUCGGGAUCAAGUUGAACUCCGCUGAUCUUAACACAUCAGAAUGUGAAGACACAAUGACUCAAAUUCGUCUUUUCGCAGACGCCGGUAUCGAUUUCCUUGAAAUAUCUGGUGGAUCAUAUGAAGACCCAACUAUGAUGGGCCGCGGUGUCCGCGACGAAUCCAGCCGCGGCAAAAGCCAAAGUACCGAAUCCCGCGAAGCCUUCUUCCUAGACUUCGCAAGACAGACAAGAAAGCAGUUCCCAAACUUGAUUCUCCUUCUCACUGGAGGAUUCCGGAGCCGGAAAGGAAUCGAGGGCGCGCUGACUAGCGGCGCAUGCGAUCUGGUCGGCAUCGGCCGUCCAGCAGUGCUGAAGCCAGAUUUCCCGCGGCUCAUGAUGGACGAUAUGUACACUGAUCAAGAAGCGCGGGUGGUAUUCUCCAAAGUGCAAGUACCUUUCUUGGCGAGCCUACUCAAAAUGCGCAUGUUAGGUGGAGGGGCAGAGACGCGGUAUUUCCGGGACCAGAUCCAGCGUAUAGCUACGGGCUUACUUCCGUAUGCGCCAUGA
Messenger RNA from Aspergillus welwitschiae, 1182 nucleotides. RefSeq names its product FMN binding oxidoreductase. Lineage: Eukaryota; Fungi; Ascomycota; Eurotiomycetes; Eurotiales; Aspergillaceae. Gene Ontology annotation, molecular function: FMN binding; oxidoreductase activity. The record is from RefSeq and is a predicted model, not a curated record. The transcript has 6 exons. Bases 1 to 1182 code for a protein of 393 amino acids.